Molecule: messenger RNA, 1740 nt
Organism: Strongyloides ratti
Lineage: Eukaryota; Metazoa; Nematoda; Chromadorea; Rhabditida; Strongyloididae
Product: Protein dead ringer
Exons: 3
Coding region: 1-1740 (579 amino acids)
Biological process (GO): regulation of transcription by RNA polymerase II
Cellular component (GO): nucleus
Molecular function (GO): DNA binding
Source: RefSeq, a predicted model, not a curated record
AUGAGUGUUGAGUCAAAGGGACACUCUACAUCUAGUACUGGUAGCUCACCAAGAUCACCAAUACUUCAACCUCCAGAGGAUACUGAAAAUGAUGGAGGUAAUAGUAAUGAAAAUGAAAAUAGUAAUAAAAUAAAUCAUAAUGAAAAUGGUAAAAAUAUAGAAAAAAUAAAUUCCAAAAGUCCAUCACAAGAUGGUCAACAACAUUUACCUACUGAUUUAAAUACUUCUUCACUUUCUAAUAUGUUAGAUGCUCAGAAGGCAUUUCAAAAACUUACAUCACAAAUGUCCGGUGCUUCAUUUGGAAAUUCACCUUUAAGUUUUGCUAAUCUUCCUCAAUAUCUUGCAUUUACACAAAAUAAUCCAUUAUUUCAAAGGCAAUUUAUGUCUCUUGGUCAUCAUUUUAGUGGUGUUGGUACAUCUAAUGGUUCAGUGAGGACAUCACCAGAUUUGAAUGAUGAUGAUAUGGAUCAUCUUGAAGAUGGUGAACCAGAAGAUUUAAGUGUAAGUAUCAAUAAGAAACCAGAUGAUGAUGGUUUAGGUGGUCCACAGGCAUGGAGUUAUGAGGAACAAUUUAAACAAUUAUAUGAGUUAUCGGAAGAUUCAAAAAGAAAAGAUUGGUUAGAUGAUUGGUUAAGUUUUAUGCAUAAGAUUGGUAAGCCAGUCACAAGAAUACCAAUCAUGGCUAAACAGGUAUUAGAUUUAUAUGAAUUAUAUCGCUUAGUGGUACAUCAUGGAGGUUUAGUUGAAAUUAUUAAUAAAAAACUUUGGAGAGAAAUUACAAAAGGAUUAAAUUUACCAUCAUCUAUUACCUCAGCUGCUUUUACAUUAAGAACGCAAUAUCAAAAAUAUUUGUAUGAUUAUGAAUGUGAAAAAGAAGGAUUAUCAAGACCAGAAGAUUUACAACAAGCUAUUGAUGGUAAUAGAAGAGAGGGAAGAAGAAAUCCAACAUCAGGUUUUCCUGGGGCAACAUUACCAUUUCAUUUAGGUCCAAAUCCAUCAUCAUUAUUUCCAAAAGCAUUUGGUGGUUUUAAUUUUAAAACUGAUGAAGAUUCUGGUCUUCCAAUUAAUCCAUCACAACAUGCUUUAGCUGCAGCAGUUUUUAAAAAUGAUCAAAUGUUAAAUCUUGAUAUGCAACAACGUUUCAUGCAACAAACAUUAGCAGCAGAGGCUUUCAAUAGACAUCAGGCAUUUACUGCAGCAGCAGCUGCACAACAUUUAAAUUGUAUAACAUCAUCAGGGCAUACAAAUAACAAUAAUAGUGGAAGAGAUAGUUCUAGUAGUCUUGAGAGUGGUGUCAAUGAUAAUGGUCCUGUUGCUAAAAGAAUUCGUCGAGAUAGUACAGAAUCAAAUAGUAAUAUAAAAGGAAAUACAGUAAAUUUUAAAAUAAAUUCAAUGAAAAAUACAAAUGAUAAUGCUAUGAUGAUAUCAAUGGAAUUGAACGGGAAAAUGUAUCAAGGUAUGUUAUAUUCAAUGCCAGGAGGUUUAUUAAGUGGAAUAAAAAAUAAUAUAGAUGGUAAAAAUUUAUCCAUUCCAACAACAGGAGCUUCUUCAUUUUUAAAGACACCUCUUAAUUUACCUAAUACUCCAAUUGGAGGAGAAUCAACGACACAAGGACAGGGAACAUCUUCACUAAUUUUACCACCAGAUCUCACAAAUACAUUUGCUAAUUUUGUAUCAAAUCUUCCAAAUUUACCCUUAUCUGGAAUGAAUAGUAAUAAUAAUAAUAAUAAUAUGUCAUAA